CGUCCCAACACCCCGGCACCCUCCCCCAUCCAAUCCUCCACCGGAAACCAGAAAUCACCGCCCCCUCCCCCAUCCAUCCUCCGCCGGAAACCAGAAACCACCGCCCCCUCCUCCGUCCAAACGCCGCGCCGGAAACCACCCACCACCUCCUCCUCCACCAAAAAUCACCCACCACCUCCCGCUCCUCCUCCUCCUCCCCCUCUCCGAUGGAGCAGGUUGGCGAGGAGCCACCGCCACCGGUGCGGGUGCGGGUGCCACGCCCUCCACCGUCGCGAGGCACCUGGCUGGAGUUCUUGCGCGCGGUAGCCAAUUCCAUGGGGAUGUCCCUCCGGUGCUUUGUGAUGCGGGUGUGGCGAGUUUCUGGUGUGGCGACCACCACAAACAAGAAGUCCAAGAACUCAGACAAGAAGAACGGUCGGAAGAAGAACAAGAAGAGGGGCAGGAAGAAGAACAAGAAGAAGAAGGCGGAGGCGGAGGAAGACAAAGUGCAGGAGGAGGAUGCGCCCGAGGAUGAGGAGGAUGCGCUCGAGGACGAGGAGGAGGCGGAGGAGGCGGAGGAGGAGGAGGCGGAGGAAGAGGAGGAGGAGGACGAGGACAAGAUCAGGGAAGAAGACGAGAAGCAGGCCAAGGAGGCGCUCGCCAGGCAGAAGAGGAAGGAGGAGGAGGACAAGAUUAGGGAAGAAGAGGAGAAGCAGCAGGCCAAGGAGGCGCUCGCCAGGCAGAAGAGGAAGGAGGAAGCGAUGAGGAAGAAGCAGCUCGCGGCCCAGGAGGUGGAGAGGCAAAGGAAGGAGGACGCCAGGAGGAGGACGCAAGAGGCCUUCGAGACGAGGGAGGAGGCCAUGGAGGAGGCCAAGCGGAGGAAGGAGGACAAGGCCGAGGCUUCCACUGCACGGCGUUCUGCUGCUACCGACCAGUUUCAGCGCCACGUCAAGAGGUUUCACAAGGCCAAGGGAGUUCGAUUUGGAAAGUGCAGCAAGAAGGGCUGCGGUGUCAUAGGCAAGAUGACGGAUAUCGAGCUCCAUCAGCGCUAUUGUCAUGGCAUGGAUUGAGCAAAGAUGAGGCCACUUUGGCGUGCGCUUCUGUAGCUACUCUGUUUUAGUAUUUUUCCCAUGAGCAGUGCGUGUAGUGUGCUCUCAGGAGAACCGUGCUAGUAUGCUCUUUGGAAAAUUUGUAGGAAAAUCUCGUGAGUGGACUUUCGUAACAA
This is a messenger RNA of Triticum aestivum (bread wheat), 1204 nucleotides long. RefSeq names its product vicilin-like seed storage protein At2g18540. NCBI's taxonomy places the organism in Eukaryota, Viridiplantae, Streptophyta, Magnoliopsida, Poales, Poaceae. Bases 207 to 1049 code for a protein of 280 amino acids. The record is from RefSeq and is a predicted model, not a curated record. The transcript has 2 exons.